Molecule: messenger RNA, 641 nt
Organism: Rhodamnia argentea
Lineage: Eukaryota; Viridiplantae; Streptophyta; Magnoliopsida; Myrtales; Myrtaceae
Product: mitochondrial pyruvate carrier 3-like
Exons: 5
Coding region: 16-360 (114 amino acids)
Biological process (GO): pyruvate import into mitochondria
Cellular component (GO): mitochondrial inner membrane
Source: RefSeq, a predicted model, not a curated record
UCAAGUUCUCAUCUUAUGAGAGAGAGAGACAGAGCCAUGGCAGCUUCCAAGUUUCAAGCUUUUUGGAACCAUCCUGCAGGGCCCAAGACCAUUCAUUUUUGGGCCCCUGCGUUCAAAUGGGGCAUCACCAUAGCUAAUCUCAACGACUUCUCGAAGCCUCCGGAGCAAAUUUCUUAUCCUCAGCAAUCAGCUCUCACAAUCAGCGGACUCAUCUGGGCAAGGUACAGCUCUGUAAUAACCCCGAAGAACUGGAACCUCUUCAGUGUCAGCAUCGGGAUGGCUUCGGUCUCCAUGUGCCAACUUGCGCGCAAACUUGAGCACGAAUUCUCGUCCAAGUACCGAGGGGCUGCGACAGAAUAGUCCAUCCACCGCUGCUAAAACACCGAGAGUUCUGCAGCUUCCGUUCAAUCACUCUCCCUAUGCAGUUCGGAGCCGAACUGUGCUUGGAAUAAAUUAGUCGUUUUCACCUUAUUCUCAGAUAUUACGACCACAUGUAAAAGUACUCCUUGAUGACAUGCAUGUUUUACGCGUCUCCGCGCGUAAAUCCUACGAUUGUCGAAAGUCCAAUGAUGGGCGUCUACUCUUUUUCUCCUCCAAACAUGCAGUAAUCAACCUGAGGGAGCAAAGAGUAGAUAAUGCUG